This is a messenger RNA of Zychaea mexicana, 635 nucleotides long. RefSeq names its product 50S ribosomal protein L36e. The record is from RefSeq and is a predicted model, not a curated record. Gene Ontology annotation, biological process: cytoplasmic translation. Gene Ontology annotation, molecular function: structural constituent of ribosome. Gene Ontology annotation, cellular component: ribosome; cytosolic large ribosomal subunit. NCBI's taxonomy places the organism in Eukaryota, Fungi, Mucoromycota, Mucoromycetes, Mucorales, Lichtheimiaceae. The transcript has 3 exons. Bases 37 to 345 code for a protein of 102 amino acids.
GGCAACUUGAAGAAAUCCUUCUCUUUCAACAUCGCCAUGGCACCUCAACAGAAGUCCGGUAUUGCCGUCGGCCUCAACAAGGGCCACAUCACCACUCGUCGCGAGCUCGCCCAGAAGCCCUCGCAAAAGAAGGGUGCUCUCGGCAAGCGCACUGCUUUCGUCCGCAGCAUUGUCCGUGAAGUCGCUGGCUUCGCUCCUUAUGAACGUCGUGUCAUGGAAUUGAUCAAGAACUCCAAGGACAAGCGUGCUAAGAAGCUCACCAAGAGAAGACUUGGAACCUACGGUCGCGCCAAGAGAAAGAUCGAGGAGCUUACCGGUGUCAUUGCCGAAUCGCGUCGCCACUAAGCACUCUGGUUUCUUUUGUAAUGUAGCCAAUUGUUGUUUGUGUGGUUUCUUUUUCGCAUUAAAAAAAAGAUACACUCGUGUUUUCUCUUUCCAAAACAUCCACAAGAACGUAUACGACCGGGUCUUUUUUUGUUUUGUUUUUGCCCUCCUGGAGAAAAGCGGCUUUCUUGUAAAAAGGGAAGGUGAUUGAUUGUUGAUAUAUAAGUAUUUAUAUAAGUUAUAUGUGUAUAUUUAUAUUUAUGUACCCAAGCAAGCAAAGAUAUACAGAGAGAAAACAAAAUAGGGGAGGG